Lepus europaeus (European hare) is the source of this 2032-nucleotide messenger RNA. It is a transcript of the gene CWC27, whose product is annotated as CWC27 spliceosome associated cyclophilin. Gene Ontology annotation, molecular function: peptidyl-prolyl cis-trans isomerase activity. Gene Ontology annotation, cellular component: catalytic step 2 spliceosome. Gene Ontology annotation, biological process: protein folding; protein peptidyl-prolyl isomerization. NCBI's taxonomy places the organism in Eukaryota, Metazoa, Chordata, Mammalia, Lagomorpha, Leporidae. The transcript has 14 exons. Bases 231 to 1646 code for a protein of 471 amino acids. The record is from RefSeq and is a predicted model, not a curated record.
UUCUCUGAGUUAGCGGUGGUCUGGUCUAGGAGGAACAUGGCGGCGUCCGUGAGAGGCUAGUUUUGGGUAAAAAUAGUGCAUGGUGUUAAUUGUCUUGCGUGUUACUGACCAACUGAAGCUUUCCCAGGCCAUCUAACUUAAGGAAGCGUGUAAUGAAAAGCGAACAGCUUUAGGAACCAGCCGUCCGCUCGCAUCCCCAGUAAAGAACAGAGCCCUGAGCACUGAGCAGGAUGAGCAACAUCUACAUCCAGGAGCCUCCCACAAACGGGAAGGUCUUAUUGAAAACUACAGCUGGAGAUAUUGACAUAGAGUUGUGGUCCAAAGAAGCUCCUAAAGCUUGCAGAAAUUUUAUUCAGCUUUGUUUGGAAGCUUAUUAUGACAACACCAUUUUUCAUAGAGUUGUACCUGGUUUUAUAGUUCAAGGAGGAGAUCCUACUGGCACAGGGACUGGUGGAGAGUCUAUCUAUGGAGCCCCAUUCAAGGAUGAAUUUCACUCUCGGUUGCGUUUUAAUAGGAGAGGACUGGUUGCCAUGGCAAAUGCUGGUCCUCAUGAUAAUGGCAGUCAAUUUUUCUUUACAUUGGGUCGAGCAGAUGAACUUAAUAAUAAACACACCAUCUUUGGAAAGGUUACAGGGGAUACAGUGUAUAACAUGUUGCGACUGACAGAAGUAGAUAUUGAUGAUGAUGAAAGACCACGGAACCCACACAAAAUAAAAAGUUCUGAGGUUUUGUUUAAUCCAUUUGAUGACAUCAUUCCAAGGGAAAUUAAAAAGCCAAAAAAAGAGAAACCAGAGGAGGAAGUAAAGAAACUGAAACCUAAAGGCACAAAAAAUUUUAGUUUACUUUCAUUUGGAGAAGAAGCUGAGGAAGAAGAGGAAGAAGUAAAUCGAGUCAGUCAGAGCAUGAAGGGAAAAAGCAAAAGCAGUCAUGACUUGCUUAAGGAUGAUCCACAUCUCAGUUCUGUUCCGGCUGUUGAAAGUGAAAAAGCUGAUGCAGCAGAUUUAGAUGAUGAUGCAGGAGAUGAAAGUGCAGAAGAUGAUGAGGAUAUUGGUGGUGAUGAAAAGAACCAGAUGAGAGAAAGAAUCGCAAAAAAGUUAAAGAAGGACACAAGUACAAAUGUUAAGUCAGCCGGAGAAGGAGAAGUGGAAAAGAAAUUGAUUAGCCGCAGUGAAGAGCUCAGAAAAGAAGCAAGACAAUUAAAGCGGGAACUCUUGGCAGCAAAACAAAAAAAAGUAGAAAACACAGCAAAAGCAGAAAAAAGAAGUGAAGAAGAAGAAGCUGCUCCUGAUGGUGCUGUUGCAGAAUACAGAAGAGAAAAGCAAAAGUAUGAAGCCUUGAGGAAGCAACAGGCGAAGAAGGGAACUUCCCGGGAGGACCAGACUCUUGCAUUACUGAACCAGUUUAAAUCUAAACUCACUCAAGCAAUCGCUGACACUCCUGAAAAUGACAUUUCUGAGACUGAAGUGGAAGACGAUGAGGGCUGGAUGUCGCAUGUACUUCAAUUUGAGGACAAAAGCAGGAAGGUGAAAGAUGCAAGCAUGCAGGACGCGGACACAUUUGAAAUAUAUGACCCUCGGAAUCCAGUGAAUAAAAGAAGAAGGGAAGAAAGCAAAAAGCUGAUGAGAGAGAAAAAGGAAAGAAGAUAAAAUGAGAGUAGGGAUAACCAGAACAUGCUGGAAAUGUGCCUGCAAUCAGUGGCCUUGUAACAGCCAUUGUUCCCAACAGCAUCACUUAGGGGUGUGAAGAGUUUGAACCUGUUGUCUGGUUUUGAAGGACAAUUAUCUUUGUUUUGUAAAUUGUGCAGUGAUGUAAGCACAUGCUUUUGGUUACUGGUAUACGCUUUCUUUUUCCUAGUUGACCUUUUAUAUUGCUAAAACAGAAAUAAAAUCACUUUCCUUCCCAUUUGCGUGUUAACCAUUUACAGAUCAUGUAAACCUGUUUGAGUUACAUGCGCAGGGUUCCUUUUGAAGAUCUCUUUAUAAGUUCUCACAGAGUAUUUGAGGGAAAUCUCCUUGGCGCUCACUUUGGGAUA